AUGAGUUUUAGGAGAGGUGGUGGAGGCGGCUCUCGAGGAUUUCAAUCAAAUUUACCAUUUGGUCUGAGCUACAGUGAUGUCGGGUCAUAUAAAAAUCAAGAAAUUCCAACAAUACCGUUACCUGUCAACAAUCCUAUUACUAAUUAUGAAAAAGAUAUUAGUUUAAGCUACAUAAAUUUUCAAGAAACAAUGAAAAACGGUCCCUUUCAUACAGGUGAUGUUCAACCCGAGUCAGAAUUAGAGAGGCUACAACAUGAUGAUGGGAUAGAAAGAUAUAGCGAUCGAUAUUUGAAUAAAAAUAAAAAUAUUAACAAAUCCUGUGCUUCUAUUAAUGAACAUCCUUUUCAACUAGAACUAUUCCCUCAAGAAUUGUAUCCUGUAAUGGGUAUAAAAAAUAAAAAUAAAAUACUUGCAUUAUCGAAACUAAAGUCUAAGGAUGAUAUUUUUUUCAAUAAUGAAGAAGCUGCUAACAUAGCAGGACUGACUAUGUUAGAAAAACUAAAAGAAUUGGCUGAAGAUGAAGAUGAACUUAAUAAUAAUAAUAACAAUAAUGGUAAUGGCAAUAAUCCAAAAAUUAAUGGACAGGAUGAUAUCGAGGAAGAUGAUGAAGACGACGACUUUGAUGAAGACGACGAUGAAAAUGAUGAUUAUAAUGGUGAAAAAUACUUUGAUAAUGGUGAAGAUGAUGAUUAUGGAGAUGAAGAUGAUGGGGAUGAACCUGCUUUUUAA
Saccharomycodes ludwigii is the source of this 729-nucleotide messenger RNA. It is a transcript of the gene RPC31, whose product is annotated as DNA-directed RNA polymerase III subunit C31. Gene Ontology annotation, biological process: transcription by RNA polymerase III. Bases 1 to 729 code for a protein of 242 amino acids. Lineage: Eukaryota; Fungi; Ascomycota; Saccharomycetes; Saccharomycodales; Saccharomycodaceae. The transcript has a single exon. Gene Ontology annotation, cellular component: RNA polymerase III complex. The record is from RefSeq and is a predicted model, not a curated record.